Messenger RNA from Trichomycterus rosablanca, 1337 nucleotides. RefSeq names its product tRNA methyltransferase 11 homolog (gene trmt11). NCBI's taxonomy places the organism in Eukaryota, Metazoa, Chordata, Actinopteri, Siluriformes, Trichomycteridae. The coding region runs from base 95 to 1303 and encodes 402 amino acids. Gene Ontology annotation, cellular component: cytoplasm. The record is from RefSeq and is a predicted model, not a curated record. Gene Ontology annotation, molecular function: nucleic acid binding; methyltransferase activity. Gene Ontology annotation, biological process: methylation. The transcript is spliced from 12 exons.
UCUGGGUCGACAGUGUGUUCCAUCAGAAGCCUUUAAUGAAAGGUCACCAUUUUGGCGCCUGCAUGGCCUGUCCGAGGAUGAUGUCAGGAAAGUUAUGGCAAGAACAGUUUGUGCCAAGUCUGCCUUUGAGCUGUGGGGUCAUGGAAGAACAGUGGCAGAGCUGAAGACGUCACUACUGCAGUACCCUGUUGAAAACAUGACUCCCUUCCUACAACAAGAAUCAACAUACAAGAUUAAUGUCUACACCUUCAACAAGACGUUACUGUUUAAAGACAGAAUCGAGAAGAUUGAUGCACUGAACUUCCUGCCAUUUCAAGGAAAAGUCAGUCUCAAGGAUCCUGAUCACAUUUUCUGCUUGUUGGAAGAUUAUGGACUGGAUCCUAAUAACAUUCCGGACGAGCCAUUAUCCAUGUAUUUUGGGAGAUGGAUUGCAGAUGGACAGAGGGAACUGAUCCGCUCUCACAGUGUAAAGAAGAGACAUUUCAUCGGAAACACCAGCAUGGAUGCAGGCCUGUCAUUCAUAAUGGCUAACCAUGCCAAAGUAAAGUCUCAUGAUCUGGUCUAUGAUCCUUUUGUUGGAACAGGUAGCCUUUUGGUUGCAUGCUCCCACUUUGGUGCUUAUGUGUGUGGAACAGACAUUGAUUACAACACCAUCCAUGGAGUGGGUAAGGCGAGUAGAAAGAAUCAGAAAUGGCGAGGACCGGAUGAGAAUAUCCGGGCAAAUCUGCGGCAGUAUGGAACAGAGAGCUUUUAUGUGGACGUCAUGGUCUCUGAUGCCUCAAAUCCUGUAUGGAGAAAGCAGGCUCUGUUUGAUGCCAUCAUCACAGACCCUCCAUAUGGCAUUCGGGAGUCAACAAGAAGGACAGGUUCUCACAAACAAACCACAACUCCACCCGAUAACUUUUCUGGUGAGAGUCAUGUCGCCGUUUCCAUGGCGUAUCAUCUAAGUGACAUCUUUGCCGACCUGCUGAAUUUUGCAGCCCGGCACUUGGUCCUUGGAGGACGCCUGGUCUACUGGCUUCCUGUUUACAGUCCAGAGUACUGUGAAGAGAUGGUGCCAUUACACCCCUGCCUUAUCCUCAUCAGCAACUGUGAACAGAUCCUGUCCAGCCACACAUCUCGCAGACUCAUCACCAUGGAGAAAAGCAAGGAGACAGAGGAGUCCGAUACACUUGCGCAUUUAGCAGACCCACGCUUCACGCCGUACCAGGGCCAUAACUCAUUUAGAGACAAGUACUUCUGUGGCAUCACCAAGAAAAAUGGAAAAUCUAAUGACGGGACCACGCCACACACAGGAGAAUGAGUAACAAAACUAAGGUCCUGUCCAUUUUAUCAGC